This is a messenger RNA of Phytophthora infestans T30-4, 450 nucleotides long. RefSeq lists its product as uncharacterized. Lineage: Eukaryota; Oomycota; Peronosporomycetes; Peronosporales; Peronosporaceae. The transcript has 2 exons. The coding region runs from base 1 to 450 and encodes 149 amino acids. The record is from RefSeq and is a predicted model, not a curated record.
AUGGACGCCUUCCUUCAGAAGAUCGCCAGCAGCAUGCUCUUCACCUCCGCCAAGUCGGCCCCGGCACAAAAUACCAAGCAGCAGAAGCCGGUGCUGCUCGCCUCUGGUAGCCCGCGCUCGCACCCGAUCCGCCACAGUGCUCCUCGCAUGCAACAGCCCGAGGAGCAGCCGCGUGAGCUGCCACGACGCCGCAUCGCCCACUGGGACAAGAAGCGCGAGAAGUGCGCUAACUGCCAGCACAUCUACCUCAAGACGCUCAGCCAGCACCCCGGCUUCUGCUCCGUCGACUGCAAGUCGAACAUGGCAUACCUCGAAAAAGUCAACCGCACCAUCCGCGCCAUGAAGGAUGCCGUCGCUGAGACCGAAUGCAAGACAUUCGCUGAGUUCGGCCUCGAGUAUCGUAUUCUCGAGGCUAGCAACGUUGAAUGGGCCUUCAGCGCUAUGUAUUAA